GGCACAGGCAACAGUCACGCCGUCGACAACGACGGCAGAACAGCGUUGAUGUUGGCGGCGAUGCAUGGCCACACCAACGUGGUCCAGCACCUCCUCGAGCAAAGCGCAGACCUUAGCGUCGCCGAUAACGGGGGCAAGACCGCGUUGAUGCUGGCGUCAGCCUACGGACACAGUGGUUUGAUCAAACUCUUCCUGCAGCGCUCGGCAGACAUCCACCUCGUCGACAAUGAAGGCGAGACGGCGUUGAUGAUAGCCUCCACCCAUGGGUACACCGAUGUGGUCGACAUCCUGCUGCAAAGAGGUCCGGUCGACGUCAAAAAUGGCAAUACGGCGCUGAUGCUGGCGUCGCUUAACGGGCACAUCGACAUUGUCAAACUUCUCGCCCGGCACUCGGCCAGCGAUGCCACCAAUAAUAGCGGCAAGACAGCGUUGAUGAUGGCAGCAGCCAAUGGCCACGCCAAUGUGGUCCAAGUCCUACUUGAUAAAUCAGCUCCACGAACGUUUCAACCUUACAUCGAUCCAGUUCAGCACGAGGGCAAAACGGCGUUGCUGCUGGCGUCCGAACACGGCCAUGACAGUGUCGUCAAGAUCUUGCUGAGCCGCAAUGCUUGCGUGCUACAUGUCGACAAUAAAGACCGGACGGCACUGAUACUGGCAUCCACGAAUGGACACGAAGCCGUUGUCCGAUGUCUGCUCCUUGCUGGCGCAGCCGUCAACUUUACCGAUCCGGAUGGCCGAGCCGCGUUGACCGUUGCCUCCGCACACGGCCGCGAGGUCGUCGUCCAGUGGCUGCUCAAUGCACAAGCAAAUGUGAACGUCUGUGAUCGUCACGGCAGGACGCCGUUGAUGCUGGCGGCCAUAAACGGCCACGAGACCGCCGCCAAGUGGCUCCUCAACGCCGAUGCAAAAGUCAAUGUUAUCGAUCGCGACGGCAAGACACCACUCAUGAUGGCGGCCAUGAACGGCCACGAGAUUACGGUCAAGUGGCUGAUCGAUGCCGAUGCGCAAGUGAACCGAAGCGACAGACCAGCGCCAACGGUCACGAUCGCGUCGUUCAACGCUUGCUUGCCGCCGGCGCCAACGUUCAUCUUUGCGACAACGUACGCAGCAUAUCUCUAG
Messenger RNA from Saprolegnia parasitica CBS 223.65, 1119 nucleotides. RefSeq lists its product as hypothetical. The transcript is spliced from 12 exons. Lineage: Eukaryota; Oomycota; Saprolegniomycetes; Saprolegniales; Saprolegniaceae. The record is from RefSeq and is a predicted model, not a curated record. Gene Ontology annotation, molecular function: protein binding. Bases 49 to 1119 code for a protein of 356 amino acids.